UUGUGAUUGUUUCAAAGGUUUUAUUGAAUAUCUGUGUGACAUGGUUGACUAGGAUGAGGUAGAUCCUCACUCUAGGGUUGCUAGGGUGCAGUGGAACCUCAACACAUGCACAAUUCUAGCACCCUAAAUUAAUCUGGCAAGAAGAAGAGAGAAGUUGAAUGUGUUUUGUACUUUCGUUCUGUUUUUCAUAGCUUAAUUUCUAGCAGUCAGCAUUUUAAGCACAGGCUUGUUAAGAUUUCUUGUAUAUUUUGGGGAUUGAAGAAUAACUGUGGAGUUGUAGCUUAGCGUGUGAGAAGCUAAAAUGAGUCUGGGAACCCCAGACUGCACACCAAAGUGCCGUUCUCUGGAGCAUGCAGAGGAGGUUAUCGCUGCAUUGACCAGUGGCUCGGAUGGCCGUUUGCGGACUUACCUGUCUGCACAUUGUCACAACGCAGCUACUCUGCGGGAUUCAUACGGACGCACGGCUCUCCACCUCGCAGCUUCGCUGGGUAAGCGUGACUUGCUUCAGUGGCUCCUGGACAGCAAGCACGCCGACCUGCUGGUGAAGGACAAAGAGUCAGGGUGGACCGCCCUGCAUCGCAGCAUCUUCUAUGGGCAGAUUCACUGCCUCAUGACCCUCAUCAAGCAUGGAGGGCAGCUGUCCAUCCAGGACAAAGAAGGGCUUUCUGUUUUAGAUCUUACCAUGAAAGACCGCCCAACUCAUGUUGUUUUCCGAAACACUGAUCCUACUGAGGUGUACACUUGGGGAAGCAACACAAAUUUCAGUCUUGGGCAUGGCAACCAGGAAAGUAGGCAUCGUCCUGAGAUUGUGGACUUGUUUUCCAGGUCUGGUGUUUAUGUGAAACAGGUGGUGUUGUGCAAGUUCCACUCUGUCUUCCUGUCCCAGAAGGGUCAGGUCUACACAUGUGGACAUGGACAGGGGGGACGACUGGGGCAUGGUGAUGAACAGACCUAUCUGGUUCCUCGUAUAGUGGAUGGGCUGCUGUCCCAUCAGUGCUCUCAGAUUGCAGCGGCCCGAGAUCACACAGUGGUUCUGACAGAGGAAGGGUACGUCUACACGUUUGGGCUCAACACCCAUUAUCAGCUUGGUCUGUCACCUCCACUUGCCUCCAGCCAAAUUCCCAAACAGGUGUCAUGUAAGGCUCUAAAAGGCAGAAUGGUGAUUGGUGUUGCAGCUGGCAGGUUCCACACGGUUCUUUGGACUCGAGAUGCAGUGUAUACCGUAGGAUUAAACGGUGGCCAGCUGGGUUACCUGCUGGAGCCCAACGGUGAGAAGUGCGUGACCGCCCCCCGGCAGGUGUCCGCUCUGCACCACAAGUAUGUGAACAUCGCUAUGGCCGCAGCCAGUCACGGUGCCACCGUGUGCGUGACAGAAAAGGGAGAUGUGUACCUGCUGGUGGAUUAUCAGUGCAAGAAACUGGCCUCCAAACAGCUGAAUCUGAAAAAGGUUCUUGUGAGUGGUGGUAGUUUGGACCAUCGUGUUUACCCUCAGGUCCUGCAUGAUGGUGGAGGAGAGAAGCUGGUGAUAUUGGCUCUAGAUGAAGCUGGAAGGGUGAGCAAUAUGAUCUUGAAAAACUAGGUUUUUGGUCCCAAGGAAGUACAUAGCUGUGUAUUUGCGUAAUGAAAGCUAUUGUCAUGUUUCUUAAUAUUACCCAAAGUCAACUCAACUCAACGUUAUAUAGCGCUUUUUACAAUUUUCAUUGUUACAAAGUAGCUGUACAUAAGACAUAUUGACUAUAAGCAAAACAAUUAAAGUUGUACCUGCAAAAACAAGAAAAAGUUGAAAACACACAAGACAGACAUACCCACAUACAAAACACUCCACACACACAAGUACUAACACGCAUAGACAUAGACACACACGGACGCGCACACACACACACACACACACACACACACACACACACACACAUACAGGCAUAUGUGGUUUCUGAGGUCAAUGUGACUUUUUGGUGGUUUACGGGGACACACCUUUCCCUCCAUCCAAUCAAGGUAAAAAUAAUGUUAAAAAAUUUUAUUUGAUCUACAGAAGACUAACACAACUUCAAAAACAUUAUUUCACUUUCGCAACAUACUUAUAUUAAAUAUGUGACAUUUCACAGGCUUAUGGGGACGAGCCACAUUGUGGUUUCCGGGGACAACAGGGUUUAUGAGGUCUCUAUACAUACAACACACAAGUCUAGCCACUAACUGGUUUACAGGGACAACAGGGUUUAUGAGGUCUCUAUUCAUACAACACACAAAACUAGCCACUAACUGGUUUACAGGGACAACAGGGUUUAUGAGGUCUCUAUACAUACAACACACAAAACUAGCCACUAACUGGUUUACAGGGACAACAGGGUUUAUGAGGUCUCUAUACAUACAACACACAAAACUAGCCACUAACUGGUUUACAGGGACAACAGGGUUUAUGAGGUCUCUACAUACAACACACAAAACUAGCCACUAACUGGUUUACAGGGUCAACAGGGUUUAUGAGG
Messenger RNA from Triplophysa rosa, 2483 nucleotides. Its product is annotated as inhibitor of Bruton tyrosine kinase-like. The transcript is spliced from 9 exons. Lineage: Eukaryota; Metazoa; Chordata; Actinopteri; Cypriniformes; Nemacheilidae. Gene Ontology annotation, cellular component: cytoplasm; nucleoplasm. The record is from RefSeq and is a predicted model, not a curated record. Gene Ontology annotation, molecular function: protein tyrosine kinase inhibitor activity; protein kinase binding. Gene Ontology annotation, biological process: negative regulation of protein phosphorylation. The coding region runs from base 302 to 1579 and encodes 425 amino acids.